This is a messenger RNA of Cajanus cajan (pigeon pea), 403 nucleotides long. Its product is annotated as protochlorophyllide reductase, chloroplastic-like. Gene Ontology annotation, molecular function: protochlorophyllide reductase activity. Lineage: Eukaryota; Viridiplantae; Streptophyta; Magnoliopsida; Fabales; Fabaceae. The record is from RefSeq and is a predicted model, not a curated record.
AUGUCCUUACUGUUACACACCAAGGAAACAAACAAUACCCUUUACCCUGGCUGCAUUGCCACAACAGGGUUGUUCAGAGAACACAUUCCCUUGUUCAGACUUCUCUUCCCUCCCUUCCAAAAGUACAUAACCAAAGGCUUUGUCUCAGAAGAUGAAUCAGGAAAGAGACUUGCACAGGUUGUGAGUGAUCCAAGCCUAACAAAAUCAAGUGUUUACUGGAGCUGGAACAAGGCUUCUACUUCAUUUGAAAACCAAUUGUCACAAGAGGCCAGUGAUGUAGAUAAGGCUCGCAAGGUUUGGGAGAUUAGUGAGAAACUUGUUGGUUUGGCUUAAGUGGAAGAAGCUUUCAACACUCAUCUUGAUUCAGGGACAUUUUUCAUGGAGUUCAAUAACAUCUCAGAAG